Molecule: messenger RNA, 3599 nt
Organism: Numida meleagris (helmeted guineafowl)
Lineage: Eukaryota; Metazoa; Chordata; Aves; Galliformes; Numididae
Gene: SNPH
Product: syntaphilin
Exons: 6
Coding region: 954-2453 (499 amino acids)
Biological process (GO): neuron differentiation
Cellular component (GO): mitochondrion; cytoplasmic microtubule
Source: RefSeq, a predicted model, not a curated record
GGUUACGUCGCUGGGAUCCCAGCCUUGCUAACGUGGUGCUCCCCAUGGAAGGGAUGGAUCGUGCUCCUCUUGCUCCUCUCAGCCUGGAGGUGGCUCCUGAAUGCUCUGCACCCAGACGUGAUGGGGUGGGGCCCAUGGGCAUGGCAGUGCCCCGGGCACUGUGUGUGUGCUGCAGGCAGAGACAGCCACAGCGAGGAGUCGGGAGGGAAACAGCAAAGAGAGCAGGUCAGGGAGGGGAGGAGAAACUAUUUCUUCCCCUUGAAGGCGCCUGAAAUAAGUGUGCAUUGCAGCAGAGCUGCUGCCUGCACCACGUCUGCCAUUGCCAUUCCAGUGAGAGGAGCUUCGGUGGCAGUCGAUGUGAGAACUCAUUACUUUGCUCUUUGAGGGAGAGAGGCUGUGCAUUGGAUUCACCAGGAACCGCAGAAACAAAAGGAGGCUGGAGGAGAGCGGGAGGCAAGCAGGGAUAAACUAGAGGCAGAUUGGCGGGAUAUACAUACAUUGCAAGCAGAAUUCUGUAUGGCAGAAUAAACGAGGUGCAAAGCUUGCUGGAAAUAGCAGGGGAAGAAAGACUGGAGUGUAUUUACAAGACAGGUUUGUCAGAAUUCCAAAAUAACCGGCUGGGGAGUUGCACACGGAGUCUGCAAAGGCAGAGGAAGCACGGCGUGGUGGCGAGCCGCUGCUUUUACAUGUGCAGGGGCUGAAACGUGGGCUUGGUUUUCCUCCUUGAUCAGGUGUGCUCCGAGGUUGGGCCCUGCUGCAGAUCCGGGAGCACGUCCUGCUCUGACCUUGCCAGCACACGAAGCGUUUCCUUCCGUGAAUCCGUAUGCACAUGCGGACGGGUAGGAGCCAACGCACACAGCUGUAAGCUCGGUCGCUGAGCCCGGCGCUGCCGCCCCCGAGAGCCGCGGGCCCCGCGCAGUUCCCCCGCGCCCAGGACCCGCGGCACCGCGGCCAUGUCUCUGCCGGGGAGCAGACGCUCGUCCACCGGAUCACGAAGUCGCGGGCUUUAUGGACGGAGUGGCUUUGCCUCCUUCUUUAAGUCGUCAGCGCCCUCAGCCACUCGGCCUGAGACACAGCCUCUUCUCCCUGCCUCCAGGCGCCCCUCGCCCCCCGGGAGGGACACCUACGGCACCUCCUCGCUGAGCAGCAGCAGCAAUUCUGGCUCCUACAAGGGCAGCGACAGCAGCCCCACCCCAAGGCGCUCGGCCAAGUACAACCUGUGCAGCGACAACCAUGGCAUCAAGCCUCCGACACCCGAGCAAUACCUGACCCCGCUGCAGCAGAAGGAGGUGUGCAUCCGGCACCUGAAGGCCCGCCUGAAGGACACGCAGGAGCGGCUGCAGGACAGGGAUGCUGAGAUCGAGGACCUGAAGACGCAGCUGUCGCGGAUGCAGGAGGACUGGAUCGAGGAGGAGUGCCACCGCGUGGAGGCCCAGCUGGCGCUGAAGGAGGCCCGCAAGGAGAUCAAGCAGCUGAAGCAGGUGAUCGACACGGUGAAGAACAACCUGCUGGAGAAGGACAAGGGGCUGCAGAAGUACUUCGUCGACAUCAACAUCCAGAACAAGAAGCUGGAGACGCUGCUGCACAGCAUGGAGGUGGCGCAGAACGGCGCGGCGCUGAAGGAGGAGGGGGCCGCCGAGUCGGCGGGGGGGUCCCCGGCGCGUUCCCUCACCCGCAGCUCCACCUACACCAAGCUGAGCGACCAGGCGGGCGGCGAGCGCACCGCGGGCGGAUCCCAGACCAUCUCGGUGGACGAAGGGGCCGACAGCGGCUUCGCUGGGGGGGACGAAGCCCCCGGCCGCCCGGACUUGUUAGAAGGGGGAGAGCCCUGCGGGCGGCUGCCCCCCAGUUCCACCUACGAGAAGCUGCUGGGGCUGCGGGGCGGCGUGGAGGCGGGCGUGCAGGCCAGCUGCAUGCAGGAGCGCGCCAUCCAGACGGACUUUGCGCACUGCCAGCCCGACCUGGACACCCUCCUGGAGAAGGUGAUGAAAUCCCAAGCGUGCAGCUUGGGCAGCCCCACCUCCGUUUGGGUGUCCGAGAUGGAAGACGUGGCGCCGGGCUGCGAGCUGCCGAACCCCGCCGGGGCUGUGGACCUGGAGCCCGAGGAUGGGGAGGUGCCGCACAACCCCGCCGUGCAGCAGCCCCGCAGCGCCAGCCCCUCGGUGACCAUCGCCUGCGCGCCCGAGGAGGAUGCGACAGCGGAGCCGGGCUGCGACGGCGCUCCAUCCAAGAGCUACUGGAGCCGCCACUUCAUCGUGGAUCUGCUGGCCGUGGUGGUGCCGGCCGUGCCCACGGUGGCGUGGCUGUGCCGCUCGCAGCGGCGCCAGGGGCAGCCCAUCUACAACAUCAGCUCGCUGCUGCGCGGCUGCUGCACCGUGGCCCUGCACUCCAUCCGCAGGAUGGGCUGCCGCGCCGUCAGCAGCCCCAACCCUGGGGGAAGCGCGCAGCCCUGACCCCCCACCCCCGCCCUGCACCCCGUGCUGCUCCCCUGCCCACCAAGGAGCCGACCGCUGAUUGUAGAGCCCCGUGCUGGGGGACGCGGCGCUCCGUCCGCUCCGCUCCUUGUGCAGCCCCCAGGGGUGGGGGUGAAAGGGGCACGGGGUGGGCGUGCUGCUGCUCUGAGCCUUUGUCCCCAAGGAUACCGAGGGCCGGGCACGGUGACACGAGGGGUGGCCAGACCCUGUCCCCGCGCACGGCUCUGCUCUGCGGUGCUGGGGAUGUCACCCCCCGGGGUCACCCCAUGGCACUUUGCUUUCUUUUCGGUUGUCCUCGCACGGACCCGGGGACAUCGCUGCAGGGGGAGAUGGCGAGGAGGCGCCCAGCACCGGGGUGGGGGCUGCGAUGGGGCUGCAGCCUGGCCCCAUCCACUCCCCCCGGCAUGCUCCUUGCUCCGGGUGCAGCAUCGCAUGACGGGACGUGCAGGAGGACAGAGGGAACCCCCGGACAUGGGGGGUGGAAAUGGGAUGGAACUGGAUAUACCUCACACCCGAGCAAGGCUGAGCCGCCCGCAGCGCCGUCCGUCCCGUUCCGUUCAUUCAUUUGCUUUGCACUAUAUUCACUUUCAUUUCCUUUUGGUAAAGUUGAGGCCCUGGGACCGGGUCUGGCCGCUGUGGAGUGGGACUGGACACCCUCUUGGUUUGGGUGCAUCUUUGUCCACCCCUCCCAGCCCAAGCCCCAUUUUCCCUGGGGGGGGGGGCCUACUGCAAAAUGCCUUUUUUUUGUUGGGGAUGGGGGGGAGUUGUUUUAUUUAUUUCUUUCUUUUUGGGAAAGCAAAGACAGCAAAGAUUGGUCAGCGGGGGCUGCCCCCGGGUGUACCGAGGGGUCCCAGCCCCCAGCGCGAAUGUCUGCAGCUUCCUCGUGACUUGAAGCAGUGGUGUCCCCCCCCCACCACAGGACGCUGUGCCCCGCGUGCCCCCACAGCCCCCAGAUCCAUGGGGUGGGGGCUGGUGCCGCGUGCGGAGUUUGGGGAGCAGCGGUCGGAGCGAGCGGCCCUGGGCUAUAACCUCUCGUGCAAUGUAUUUGUGGAUCCGUGUACGCGUCUGUCCGACUAUCCAAAGCUUAGCCAAGAAAUAAAUGUAACGUUAUAUUUGAAAGACAAA